CCGUAUUCGAAACCUACCUAACUUAAGGACGAAGGUAUAUCUAGUAUGAUUUUUAGAAACUAUAUCAAGUAGGAUAGCAUCAAUUACAAACUCCUUACAUGUCAGCCAAACCAAAAGAAAAAAAACUCAGGAAGAAGCCCAGAAUGUCAACGAAUAACUAUGCGUCAAAAUUAGCAGGUCAAUACUGUAAAAGUUAUCAGCAUGAAAUGUCUUAUUUUGUAGAAAACACAAGCGUAACCAGUUUGGAAGAUGAAAGAAAUAAAAGUCCAACUUUUCCGUUUAAGCAGACUCCAAGUGGAAAUUUAAAGGUGCAAACAAAUCAGGUAGUGUUUCAAUCUUCCUCGGUCGGAGUACUUUUAGCUGAUCCGUCACAAGCCGAAGUCAAAAUAAAGUUCGAAGGAAAAUCUACGGAUGAUGAUAAUGAAAGCUCCGAUCCUUCUGAUAGACAAUAUGAUGUACGAGAAAUAAACUUAAAACCAACAACCCAGAGGACACAAAAUCUAAAUGACUUGAAAGCACUGGGAUACACAAUCAGUACGCCAAUAGAUGGGAUAAGAGUGCAGCUACCGAAAAAACGAGAUCUUUACCAAGAAUUUUUCAAACGACUUCAUAAUCGUAUAAACACGGACGUCGAUGUGCAAAUCGGCAAAAGCGAUUUCAAUUGCCAUCGAAUGGUUCUACAAAUUUACUCUACAUUCUUUGAUGCUAAUCGCCAGAAAAGUAUACAAUUACCUGAGGAUAUCGUUUCUCCAAAAACAUUUGAGACUAUCUAUGAUUGGAUGAUAUAUAACAGUCCAGAAAAUAACAAAUUUCUACAGAGGCAUAACAUUCUACAAGUGUUCUGCGCUGCACGAUACUUGGGCAUAAAGGACCUCGAAGAUCAAUGUUGGUCGUUCAUACUAAAUGAAAAUAUGUUCAAUGAAGAUACAGCAUUUUCGAUGUUCAUAGAAGCGAGGAAUAAAGGAUUAACACCUAUUGUAGAUGUUAUGGUACCCAGGAUCAAAAAAUUCUUUCUACCCUUGGUGGCUUCUAAUGAUUUUAUUGAUCUUGAAGUUGAUGAAGUUGUUACUAUUUUACGGUCUAAUCAUAUUUGUGUAACGAGCGAAACAGAAGUACUAAUGGCAGCAGUCAGAUGGCUUCACGGGAAUUGGCCAGCUCGGUCCAAAUACACUGUUGACGUCAUGAGAUGUGUGCGUUUUGGUCUCAUCUCGCCAUGGCAGCUCGUCGACAUCAAGAGGAACCCUGAGAAUUCCGAAAUUUUAGAGAUCGUCAGCGAUCCAGAAAUACAGCAGAUGGUUGAUGACGGGCUUGCAUACGUCAUCAUUAAGUACUGGUACGGCAACAGUUCGCAGAACUACAGUCAUUGGACCGACGUGCUCGGUCUCACGGAACCCAUGGACAGAAAUUGGAUCGGUGAGGAAAAGAAUCACGUGACGUACAAGGAGUUCCUGAAAUACCUGGAACAGUUCCGGGUGCCGCGGGAGCAGAUGUACCAGCAGAUGGCGAUGAUGCAGUCACCGAGACGGAGUGAGGAUGCUGCAGGCAGCUUACGUGGUAUCAACAAAGACUCUAUCGACAUGCAAAGACAGAAGUUUGACUUCCCUUUGCCUGCUAUGAUACAGGGACUGAGGAACAACAAAAAUUUACCAUCGCUACCUGACUUUUUUAAGGACAAAUUAAAGAACACUGCAAGUCGAGGUCCAUCACCGACCAAGUCCCCACCACAAUGCAGCUACAAACAAAACUUAAUGGAGAAAAAUAUAAAGCUACGCGACAAUGUGUAUGAAAUAGAGAACGAAUCUACGGAUGAUGUUAAUACCACGCUCAAAACGACAGACGCCGGGGGUACAGAUUCUGUUGUCUCUGGGAGCAGUGACACGGGUAAUUUUUGUCCGAGGCACGAGAGAAGGCAGAGUGUAGCAGCCAGCUACCUGGCCUCCGCUACUGCUGCCUUAUCUGCUUUGAAACGUGAAUCAAACAAUAAGAAGGAAAUAAGGAGCGCCUCAGAUAUGUUCACACACGAGUCUACUGAUGCGCAGAACACCACUAAGCAAAGCCCCCAGAUAUCGCUGUUUGACGAAUCUAAAGAACAGUUGGCGAAAUUGAAAAUGAACAAACUGUCAGCGUCAAUACUUGGACCGUCCAACAAGAACUACGUGAUAGACGGUUCGCUGUUCGACUGGGAACGCGAGACGGUGCUGGUGUUUGGUGGCACAGACCCACACACUAAUUACGGUGUCCCAGGGAAUACGGGGAAGGAUAUUUACAAGUUCGAUCCUGUGGCGAACUCGUGGGAGCACGUGGGCGAGCUGCCGGAGCCGCGUCACCACCACUCCGUCACCUUCUUCAGGGGACGAGUGUUUUUAGCUGGUGGUGCGGAUCCCCGCGAGGACGACCUCCGCGGCAAGUCGGUGGUGGUGUCCACCGUGUGGAGCUUCGAGCCCGUCACCAGGUCGUGGUACAGCGAGUCGGGGCUGGCCACCCCCCGCAAGAACUUCGGCCUCGUCGUCCACCGCAUGGCCUUGUAUGCCAUCGGCGGACAGGAUAAGAAGGGCAAGAUCCUUCGCUCCGUAGAAAAGUUCGACCUCAAGUCAGGGUCCUGGAGCGAGGUGCAGCCUUUACUGGUGGCUCGGAUGGCGGUGGCGGCGACCAAGUACCGCGACUACAUCUGGGUGGCAGGCGGCAUGCCCGGCGACAAGAAGACCCCCGCCUGCGCCACUGUCGAGUGCUACAACUCGAAUACUAACCAAUGGACUGAGAUACAGAGCUUGCGGUUUCCAAGAUGUUUCGCGUCGCUUUUCGCCAUGAACGAUAAGUUGUAUAUCAUCGGCGGAGCGGGGAAAAUUACUGACAAUGACCAGACACCAAGCAGCGUAUCAGCCGUCGACGUGUGGGACUGGGGGACGCGGGAGUGGCGGCUGGAGACGGAGAUGUCCAUACCGCGGCACGGCCACGCGCUCGCCUACCUCGGCACGCAGCUCAUUAUAGUCGGUGGCGUAACAACGAUCUACAUGCGAGCUCUCAACAACGUGGAGUCGUUCUGCUUCGAGCGUCGCGCGUGGAUCAGGGGCGUAGCCAUCCUGCCGAGCCCGCUGUCGGGACAUGGCGCAGUUACACUACCCCCGGCCUCGCUUAUGUAGCAUGGUGAUUUGUUUAGAAUAAAUUUAAUCUUAGGCUUCAGUCUCGAAACCAGCGGGCAGCGGGGCGGGAGCGGCGGGGUGCGUGACAAAGUAGAUUUAUGUGGACAGGUCCCGAAAACCGAGCGGCGGCGGCGCGCGGUGUAAUAGACGGCUUAUCCAUAUAAAUCGCACCGCUCUCGCCCAGUUGCCCGCUGGUUUUGAAACUAAAGCUUAAGAGCGUAUUAUCACAGUUAGCACAUGGCGAGCGACUUCAGCAACAGGACCUCAGCGGAUGCGUCGCAUUCGCGAUGUUUUCAGUGCGCAUUCGCGGCGUGUUCGCGACGUAUUCGCUGCGCGCCCGCUCUGUUCUAACCACUAGUGUGAUAACGACUUAAUACAAACUAAUUAAAUUAAAUUAUUUUAGAAAUACCUUCACAUAAAAGUGCAAUAAAUUUAUUUCGUAGCACAAAGGAUUGUUAGUACUUAGUUUGUCUAUAUUUUGCAGUAAUUGUAUUAUUUAGUAAAGUAUCGGAAAGCAGUAUACAAACCACCGCUUGGUAUAACAGAAUACAGAUGUGAUCUCUCUGGCUUAUGUGGUAUUAAAUUAAAUGUAAAUUAUGCUAUGUAUGCUAAA
This is a messenger RNA of Aricia agestis (brown argus), 3753 nucleotides long. RefSeq lists its product as uncharacterized. The transcript has 25 exons. Bases 99 to 3140 code for a protein of 1013 amino acids. Gene Ontology annotation, molecular function: protein binding. NCBI's taxonomy places the organism in Eukaryota, Metazoa, Arthropoda, Insecta, Lepidoptera, Lycaenidae. The record is from RefSeq and is a predicted model, not a curated record.